Molecule: messenger RNA, 2108 nt
Organism: Nylanderia fulva
Lineage: Eukaryota; Metazoa; Arthropoda; Insecta; Hymenoptera; Formicidae
Gene: Paics
Product: PAICS bifunctional enzyme
Biological process (GO): 'de novo' IMP biosynthetic process
Cellular component (GO): cytosol
Molecular function (GO): phosphoribosylaminoimidazolesuccinocarboxamide synthase activity
Source: RefSeq, a predicted model, not a curated record
CUGAUAACAAGCACAGAAUUUAUUUUGAUGAAAAGCAGAGAUUCAGAGUGUGAACAAAUAUUCAUAUAUGAUUUUUUGCCUCUGAUGUAAUAAUACUGUAACAAGGGGCCAGCCUAGCUUCGAACCAAUCGCGAAUCUGAUCGACAAAGAUCAUAGUGGGGGUUACUUAAGAAAUGUAUGUGGAAUCACGCGGUUACAUCCAUUUUGGCCCAUUCGAAUAUUAGACGUUAAAGUAACAACAUGACUGAUCAUACAGAGAAACUUGGAAAGCUCAUCAAUGAGGGAAAAACGAAAAAGAUUUAUGAACUUAAAGAUGAUCCUACAUUAUGUUUAUUGGAAAGUAAGGAUCGCAUAACUGCUGGCGAUGGUGCCAAGUCUCACUACUUGGGUGGAAAAGCAGAGAUCAGCACAUCAACUACUGUAAAGGUCUUCAAACUGCUUAAUGAAGCUAAUAUUCAGACAGCUUACGUUAGACCUGCAGGUUCUAAAUGUUUUAUAGCAAAAAAAUGUGACAUGAUACCAAUUGAAUGGGUUGCCAGAAGAUUGGCAACUGGAAGCUUUUUAAAAAGACAUACAGGAGUCCCAGAGGGUUAUAGAUUCAAUCCACCUCUACAGGAAACAUUCUAUAAAGAUGAUGCUAAUCAUGACCCACAGUGGUCCGAUCAACAAAUUAUUUCUGCUGGUUUCAAAAUGGGUGGCGUAGAAAUAACAAAGAAUGAAGUGGAUAUUAUGAAAAGCAUUGCUCUUGUCGUUUUUGAAGUUCUUGAGCGAGCCUGGGCUGUGUGUGAUAGUGCUUUGAUAGAUAUGAAGAUAGAAUUUGGCGUAGAUUCUGAGGGUAAAAUUUUAGUUGCUGAUAUAAUCGAUAGUGAUUCUUGGAGACUCUGGCCUUCCGGAGAUAAGAAACUAAUGAAAGACAAGCAGGUGUACAGGGAUCUAUCCACCGUAACACAGCAGAAUUUAGAAACAGUAAAACGUAAUUUCGAAUGGGUAGCAGAGAAGCUGGAUCAUAUCGUUCAAGCACCUAAACCAUUAGUUGUUAUAUUUAUGGGCUCUCCCUCUGAUGAACCAUUUUGUGAAAAGAUUGUAUUAACUGCUAAAAAAUUGGGUUUGAACCCACAAGUACGAGUCUGCAGCGCUCAUAAGGGCACUCAAGAAACUUUAAAUAUUCUCGCCGAAUAUGAAGGCAGCGGAGAAAAAGUAGUGCUGAUAGCCGUAGCUGGACGUAGCAAUGGCUUAGGUCCAGUACUCUCUGGCAACACCGUCUUGCCAGUCAUAAAUUGCCCGCCUCUGAAAUCGGACAAUAUCGAACGAAGUGUGUGGUCUUCACUUGAUGUUCCUUCAGGACUUGGUUGUACCACAGUUAUAUAUCCGGAAGCUGCUGCAUUAGCUGCGGCGCAGAUCCAUGCAAUGCACAAUCAUUUGGUCUGGGCUCGUUUGCGAGCUGAACAGCUCAAUAACUACUUAAAUUUGAAACAAAAUGAUAAAUUAAAAAAUCAUUAAUUCAGCAAUCAAAACAAAUUUAACAUACACAAUAAGUUACAAGUUUAAAUUUAACAAGUUACAACAAUUACAUCAGAAUUUAUUUAUAUUAUAUUGUUAGGAAGUUAUUCACUUUCUUGCUCUUCCAAGAAUCUUGUAAACACAUGGCAAUGCAAUUGUGAGAAAAUUGAUGAUAUACUCUUUUAUACUAUAUGUUUUAAUUUUUGUCAAUUUACUUUGUUAUGGUACUCUUGAUUUUAUAUAAAAUAUUGUCGAUUGUCAUCUCUUCAUAAUAUUAUGCAACCUAUUAUAUAACAUGUGCCAUGCAUUUAAAUGUAGAUUUAGAUAAGCAGUUUUAUGUUAACAUACCAAUUGUGUCAUAUAUGAUUGUAUCAUAGACUGCAAGGUAUAACUGAAUCAUAUCAAUGAUCACGUUAGCUUUUUUUGUAUACAGUCUUUUGUUAUUGAUUUUGGUAAUUUUUUAUUGGAUUCAAGUAUGUAAUAUUCGUCUGGUUCCACUUGAAAAAAUUUUCGAAUAAUGUGUUGUAUAAAUAUGUAACAUUAGAUGUUACAAUAUGUAAGAGAUGCUGUCUGAAAUGGAAUAAAUAUUGAAAGUUUCUAUAUACAUA